AUGCCAAGUACGGAUACCAAGACUGACCCUGAAUCGAACGAGGGUCAAGACAUCAUGUCCAAAUCUCCCAUCCAGAUCAAGACUGAAGAUAGUAGAAAUGAAAACAAUGAGGAUUUAUUCACAGUUGAUAACAUCUUGCCUGGAUGUAAAGUUUACGCUACAAAAGAUGGUGAAGAAAGAUUAGCGGAGAUAUUACAAGAACAUAUGAAGAAGGGCAGAAAAGUGUUUUAUGUCCAUUAUCAAGAUUUUAAUAAACGUUUAGACGAAUGGAUUGAAAUUGAUCGAAUAAAUUUUAAAAAACCCUUAAUUUUACCUGAAGUUAAAGUUGAUGAAAAGAAGGAAAACAAACAAAAGAAGAAGACUAAACUGAAAGCAUCUAAGUCCCAAGCAGGGACCAGCGCCUCCACCCCACGAGAGGAAACUCCACAAAUGAAUGAUGAUGAAAUGGAUUUGGAGAAUCUUAAUGUGCAAGGAUUGAAAAGACCUGGAGAAGAAGUGAGUCGAGAAGAAGAGAUUAAAAAGCUUCGAUCAGGUGGGUCGAUGACUCAAAAUCAUUCUGAAGUGGCUAGAGUAAGAAACUUGUCAACCGUGAUUCUUGGUGAACAUAUAAUUGAACCAUGGUAUUUCUCACCAUACCCCAUUGAGCUCACAGAAGAAGAUGCAAUAUAUGUUUGUGAUUUCACGUUAUCCUAUUUUGGCUCCAAAAAGCAAUUUGAAAGGUUUAGGUCAAAAUGUUCAAUGAAGCAUCCACCAGGUAAUGAAAUAUACCGUGAUUCAAAAGUGAGUUUUUGGGAAAUUGAUGGUAGGAAACAAAGAACAUGGUGUCGAAACCUUUGUUUACUUUGUAAACUUUUUUUGGAUCACAAGACUUUGUACUAUGAUGUUGAUCCAUUUUUAUUUUAUGUCAUGACCAUAAAAUCAGAACAAGGACAUCAUGUUGUUGGGUUUUUCUCCAAGGAGAAAGAAAGUGCUGAUGGCUACAAUGUUGCAUGUAUUUUAACUCUUCCUUGUUAUCAAAAGCGAGGAUUUGGAAAAUUGUUGAUUCAGUUUUCAUACAUGUUGUCAGCAGUGGAGAAGAAAGUCGGAUCACCAGAGAAACCAUUAUCAGACUUGGGAUUAUUGUCAUAUAGAGCUUACUGGACGGAUACAUUGAUAAAGCUUCUAGUGGAAAGAAAUAACCCUACACUUCAUCGAAGAAAUAAUCCGCAUCCAGCUGACGACGAUGAAUAUAACGAAACCCCACCACCACCACCUUCAUCAUCAUCAUCGUCAAGAAACGGAAACACAACCAACGAAAUCACCAUUGAAGACAUAUCGGCAAUCACAUGCAUGACAACAACGGAUAUACUACAUACCUUAACAACAUUGAAGAUGCUACGGUAUUAUAAAGGUCAACAUAUCAUCGUAUUAACUGAUCAAAUAAUGGCCAUGUAUGAAAAACUAGUAAAAAAGGUGAAGGACAAGAAGAAGCAUGAAUUGAAUCCAAAAUUACUAAGCUGGACACCUCCACUGUUUACAGCAAGUCAAUUACGUUUUGGGUGGUAA
Molecule: messenger RNA, 1545 nt
Organism: Lodderomyces parapsilosis
Lineage: Eukaryota; Fungi; Ascomycota; Pichiomycetes; Serinales; Debaryomycetaceae
Gene: ESA1
Product: NuA4 histone acetyltransferase complex catalytic subunit
Exons: 1
Coding region: 1-1545 (514 amino acids)
Biological process (GO): regulation of DNA-templated transcription
Molecular function (GO): histone acetyltransferase activity
Source: RefSeq, a predicted model, not a curated record